Cylindrotheca closterium is the source of this 627-nucleotide messenger RNA. The record is from the annotation of a GenBank genome assembly. Lineage: Eukaryota; Bacillariophyta; Bacillariophyceae; Bacillariales; Bacillariaceae.
AUGAAGACUGUUGCUGCCCUUUCCCUCCUCGCUGGAUCCGCUCUUGCCUUUGCUCCUCAACAAGCAGGAAAGUCGUCUUCCGCCGUUUCUGCUUCGUUCGAGGAUGCUCUUGGUGUCCAACCACCACUUGGAUUCUGGGAUCCAUUGAACAUUUUGGAAAACGCCGAUGAAGAGCGAUUCAACCGUCUUCGUUACGUCGAGAUAAAGCACGGACGUAUUGCCAUGCUUGCCGUUCUUGGACACAUCCAUACUGCUUUCGGAGCCCGUGUUCCCGGAAACAUCGACAUGAGCGGAACCUCUUUCGCCUCCAUCAAGACUGGAAUUGCCGGACUUAGUGACAUCCCACAAGCUGGAUUGAUCCAAAUCGUUGCUUUCAUUGGCUUCCUUGAGGUCUUCAUCAUGAAAGACAAGGGUGCUGGUGAAUUCCCAGGAGACUUGAGAAAUGGAAUCUUCACCUGGAAGGGAACUGAGGAGGAACUCAUGCAAAAGAGAGCCAUCGAAUUGAACAACGGCCGUGCCGCACAAAUGGGAAUCCUUGGAUUGAUGGUUCACGAACAACUCACUGGAGAGCCAUAUGUUCUUAACGCUCUUUGCGGAGUCCCAUCCGGCUUCAACGCUGGACUUUAA